UGAAAGAAGAAGAGGACUUGCACCUAGCAUUGGCUCUUUCCCAGUCCGAAGCCGAAUCCAAGGAACAAAGACUGAGAGAAUGGGAGAGAAAAUUGGAUUUCAGCCCGACGCCCCGCUCGCCCGCCGUUCAAAUAAACCGUGCUCCCCAGGUGGACGGUCCCGAAAGCGACCCUAAGCUGGCUCGCUAUCUCGAUCGCUCCUUCUGGGAUAAGAAGUACUCCGAGCAGGAAAAGGACAAAGCGAGUACCCAGAAUCACGUCCCUUCGGCACCAGAGUCUAGUCCCGUGACGUCACAGAUCCCGAUCGGGAACGACGAGGUUCGUGCAGACGCGAAACAAUUACUCGUAAGAUGUUAAUCGCUCGAUCGACGAUGGAUUCGCCGCAGGCACGCUCAAACGGGGAGCCGGCAGACCUGGACGCAUUCAUCUCGAACGCCCGGAUGCAGAUCGAGAUCUUCGUGAAUCGGAUGAGAGCAAACGAGUCUCGGGGAAGACACAUCGGGAACGACUCCUUUGUCCAGACGCUC
Molecule: messenger RNA, 526 nt
Organism: Darwinula stevensoni
Lineage: Eukaryota; Metazoa; Arthropoda; Ostracoda; Podocopida; Darwinulidae
Source: the annotation of a GenBank genome assembly